UCUAUUCUCUUCAAUUCCUCUAUUCUCUUCAAUUCCACCUGCAGUAGUUGCGGUAAACGUUCUUUUUUUUUUUUCUUUUUUAGGAGAGGGUUGUCUGCAUAGAGUAGAGGAGAGGAGAGGAUACAGAAAUGCCGAUCUCUCGGAUCGCAAUCGGGAGCUACGAUGAGGCGUACCACCCGGGCGCCCUCAAGGCGGCGCUCGCCGAGUUCAUCUCCACCCUCAUCUUCGUCUUCGCCGGCCAGGGCUCCGGCAUGGCCUUCAGCAAACUAACGGGCGGGGGUGCGACGACGCCGGCGGGGCUGAUCGCGGCGGCGAUCGCGCACGGGUUCGGGCUGUUCGUGGCGGUGUCGGUGGGCGCGAACAUCUCGGGCGGGCACGUGAACCCGGCGGUGACGUUCGGGGCGUUCGUGGGGGGGAACAUCACGCUGCUGCGCGGCGUGCUGUACUGGAUCGCGCAGCUGCUGGGGUCGACGGUGGCCUGCCUGCUGCUGCGCUUCUCGACGGGCGGGCUGGCCACGGGGACCUUCGGGCUGUCGGGCGUGGGCGCGGGGGAGGCGCUGGUGAUGGAGAUCGUCAUGACCUUCGGCCUCGUCUACACCGUCUACGCCACGGCCAUCGACCCCAAGCGGGGCAGCCUCGGCACCAUCGCCCCGAUCGCCAUCGGCUUCAUAGUCGGCGCCAACAUCCUCCUGGGCGGCGCCUUCACGGGGGCGUCCAUGAACCCGGCCGUGUCCUUCGGGCCCGCGCUCGUCAGCUGGUCCUGGGCCUACCAGUGGGUCUACUGGGUCGGCCCGCUCAUUGGCGGCGCCAUCGCCGCCAUCGUCUACGACGUCUUCUUCAUCACCCCCAACUACGAGCAGAUCCCCCCGCCCGACUACUGAUCAUCGAUCAUCACCCCACAGCCCCCAGCCAAGCCGCCUCCUUUCCAUGCAUAAAAUUCUCGAUCCUUGCAUGCAGUACUCGUCGUUAAUUUCCUGUUUUUUCUUAAUGAAUCUAUCUCGUGCAUGGUUUAAUUCUGUUG
This is a messenger RNA of Ananas comosus (pineapple), 1021 nucleotides long. Its product is annotated as probable aquaporin TIP1-1. Gene Ontology annotation, biological process: water transport; transmembrane transport. Bases 129 to 881 code for a protein of 250 amino acids. The transcript is spliced from 2 exons. NCBI's taxonomy places the organism in Eukaryota, Viridiplantae, Streptophyta, Magnoliopsida, Poales, Bromeliaceae. Gene Ontology annotation, molecular function: water channel activity. The record is from RefSeq and is a predicted model, not a curated record. Gene Ontology annotation, cellular component: plant-type vacuole membrane.